Molecule: messenger RNA, 1384 nt
Organism: Ectocarpus sp. CCAP 1310/34
Lineage: Eukaryota; Phaeophyceae; Ectocarpales; Ectocarpaceae
Source: the annotation of a GenBank genome assembly
GUGGUCAGGUGAUUGAGAGCCGAGCUCACUGAAGAAGGCGCAACCCGCGCGUGGACAGCAUUGAACUUGAUACUUGCCGACAAGACGGGGGUGUGAGAAGAGAGAGAUGACUCUCAACACACGAGACGCGGGAGAGGAACGGAUGAGGAAAAGGGCCGAGAUGCAGCCUUCUGAUGAUGAGGUCAGCGGUCAAUGCAGUGAAGAGGUGGCCUCCGACAACGAUAGCUGGGACGACGAGGACUUGGACGAAAAUGAAGCCGCAACGGAAGAGCAGCCAAACAAGGAGCAGGGAGAAUCGAUUGGCGAGCGUCUCAUCAAACUGUCGCAUGGAGCCGGGCCAUCAAGGCGAAAACGCCACAUUAGAGACAACACGGGAGGGGAACAAAAACAAACGAACGCCGCAAAGACGGCGCGGGAUCGCGCACGCUCCGGCAUUGCUGCUCACCAGCAGGCAAGAGGGGGGGAUUCGGGAUCCGGCCGUACCAAGGUGCCAAGUCGAGCCAACAAGAACAGGCCUCAAGAGGCGUCGUCUCUGCGGGCGGUCGGUCGAUUCCGAGAAGUGGUCGUUACCAAGCGCAAGACAUCAAGAGAUCCACGAUUCGAGGGCGGAGGGGGGUCCAGCAAGCUCAACUAUGAUAUUUUCCGAAAGGCAUACGGCUUUCUUGGGACGUAUCAGGACAGCGAAAUUGAAGAACUGAAAAAGUCUCUGAAGAAGGAGAAAAACCAGGAGCGUUCUGGGAGACUGCAGGCACUCUUGACCCGUCUACAGCAAGAAAGGGCGGAACGAUCUCAGGGCGAUCGGACGCGCACGGCAAUUCGUGAGGCAAAGAAGAAGGAGCGCGAAGCCGUUGCCAGUGGGAAAAAGCCAUUCUUCCUCAAGGGCAGUGAGAAGAAAAGGCUGUCUCUCGAGCAAAGGUACGAGGGACUCAAGGAGGACGGCAAGCUAUCGAAGUUCAUGGAAAAGAAGAGGAAGAAGAAUGCUGCCAAGGACCACCGAUGGCUUCCAAGCAAGCGCCAAAAGUGAUAUCACGUGUAGGCGACACAAGUUCAUCCAAGGGUGGUUCAGGAUUACAGUAUCACCCUUGUGGCAAACGCUGAUAACACAUUCUUGGUUGCGAGUUGUUGCUCCUUCUCUUUGGGUGUUUGUAGUUCUUAGCAGAACACGGGGGCUUCGGCGUCACGCCGAAUGCAUUCGUAGUCGAUUACCGUAAUUCGGAGUUGUGCAGGGGAACGAGGGACAAAUCAACUAAUUCCUCGUCAUAAAGCUCUACCUGAGUCUAUCUCGUUUGUGUUUCAAUGUACGCAUGCUCUGCGUUGAAAAAUAAUAUGUGUGCUGCGUCAUUGAUCGACAAUCUGCUCUUGGUGCAACAUGGAGCUUGUAGCU